GCGGCAUCAGUACAUCGCAGCUCCGUUGCAAAAAGGAACAUGCGAGUCCGCGCUGACGCAAAGGAGUUUGGGCUGGCUCCGGCCCAACCCAAGACUCCUUACGGCGAAAUGCUGCAAUACUACCUCCGCAUGGAGCCGCACCUGUUCAAGGAGGCUGUGGACAGCCAGCUGGCCAAGCUGCGAGACGAGCGGCAGGCCAAGCGGGAGAAGGAGCAGCAGCUGGCAGCCAACCCGGACAGCACGCAACUGGCGCUGUACAGGCGCAUGGAGGAGGUCCGCGAGGGCGAGGUGCGCGCCACGCUGGAGGACCUGAUGUACGUGUCCAUCCUGGAGAAGUUCCUGAUGCUGGGGGUGGACAUGCUGCCGCGCAUGGAUGGCUUCGUGGACCCUCCCAUGACCAACCUGAAGGCGCUCACGGAGGGGCUGCACAGCCGCGAGGCGCUGGAGCUGGUGCGGGAACACCUGCUGCAGAUCAUGGGGCCAACCGCGGCGGGAGCGUACAGCGCGGCGUACGUCAAGAUGAGCAAGUUCCAGAUGGCGCAGGUGUACGCCGCCAGCGUGAUGUUCGGCUACUUCCUUCGGCGGGUGGACCAGCGGUUCCAGCUGGAGAAGGCGCUGGGCAGCCUGCCGCUGAGCAGGGAGGAGGCGGUGGCGCGGCUGGAGAGGCUGUUUGCGGCGGCCGGUGACGUGGAGACCUCGGACGACCCCGACUACGCCCCCGCCACCACCGUGGACCUGGACAUGCCGGCUCCCUCCUCCCCCAGCAGCAGCCAGGACGAGCAGGAGGAGUCCUCCAUGCGCCGCAACAGCGGGGCCUCCGCAUCCUCCUCGACCGCCUCCCCUCCCCCCUCCUCCUCCACGCGAUCCCCCUCUCGCUCCUCCUCAGCAGCAGCGGCGCCCAGUGAGUCGGGUUCGAAUCGCGCCGGCCGCAGCAGCAGCGGCAGCAGCAACAACGCGUUGCGGCGCUACGUGGAGUCGUUCGACCAGGCGACCAUGGUGGAAACGGCGCGGGUGGUGAGUGUGGAGGGGGCGGCGCUGGUGGAGCGGCAGACGUCGGCGCUGUUGGGUGACAUCAAGAAGCUCACACAGCAGAUGCAGGAGGUGGUGGGUGCGGACGCGGGGUCCAUGCAGGAGGCCAUGGCGCGCAUGGCGAAGGCGGUGGAGCAGGACCUGGUGGAGACGGUGACCAUGCAGGUUGCCACCCAGCGGCGGUCCGUGCUGGAGGCGGUGGCGUUCGGCACCUUCCUGCGCGAUGUGGAGAGCUGGGUGCAGAGCGAGUAUGCACUGCUCACACCAUUGCCGCCACCCAAGCUGCCGCCGGCGGCUGCGGCGUGAAGAGAAGGGAAAAUGGGUGGUGGUGUUGGGGAUGUUGGGGGUGUGCAGUGAGGGGAGGGUGUUGUUUGCAUGUGCGAGGAGAGCGUUUGAACAAGAGUGCGGGGCCGAGGAUCGUCGUUUGAGGACACCACAUGGGAGAGACCACGGUAGAGCAUGCGCCAUUUUGUUUCUCAUCAGCUGGGAAAAGCUGUUUGGGUCGGUGCGAAAGGUAAUGAAACUAGCAUUGCAGUUCACUGUCGGCCGCUGGUUUGGCUUUAAAUCACCUUUGCUGGUGCUGCCUUGUGCAUGGGUUGGGCUUUCGUUGAGCUUGAAGAGCAUGACGAGCGUUCAGGGUUGUGAAGCGCUGGGGAUUCGAGGAGGGUAAUGCUGGACAGUGGGGUGGUAUAAAGGGGCGAAGGGGCAGGGCAGUGCACCAUUUGUUCGUACAGGUGAGUGGGUUGAGGGGUAUGAGGGUCGGUACAAACUGCUGCCUCUGGCGCGUCCUGAGGAUUUUCUGCGGGGAACGUCUUCGAGGAAGUGCCGGUACGCGGGGAUUACAGGCAGAGCCUUUGCUUUCUCAUUUAUGGCCAUGCGCUCCUACAUGUUGCCAGGGAUUAAUUCAAUCUAGCCGCGAAGAAACAGUUGGAAAGAAUGGCGUUGGCACGAAAUGUAACAUACAUCGUUUGUGAGGGACUGUAAGAUCCUGUAUUGUAAUGCUGAUGAUGGAU
Messenger RNA from Astrephomene gubernaculifera, 2042 nucleotides. NCBI's taxonomy places the organism in Eukaryota, Viridiplantae, Chlorophyta, Chlorophyceae, Chlamydomonadales, Astrephomenaceae. The record is from the annotation of a GenBank genome assembly.